AUGGCGGGCUCAAGCCGACCUCGACCAGGGUCCUCCCUCUUCGCAAUCUUCCAUCCAGAGAUGGAUGGGUACCUGCACGUCGGCAAGAUCGCGUCAGGGGACCGAAGCAGCACGACCUUGGUCCAGUCGGUUGCUGACGGCCGAGUCUGCGUGAGGAAGAACGUCCUGGCAACCCACGCGUUUGGGGCCGAUGGAACAUGUCAAGAGGUGGAAUUCUAUCGCCAGUAUUCGCACCCUCAAAUCCCAAGGCUCCUCCAUGCCCAGGCGAACCGGAUGUUCGCCGACGGCGCGCUGAUCGGGGCCCAGUACAAGGGCACUUCACUGCUCUUCGAGGUCUGCAAUGGACAUACCAUGGAAAGACUGGCCGACAUGGAAAAAUUCAAACCGUCGACCUUGUUCCUGUGGCGGACGUUCGAUCAGCUGCUCGGGGCCUUCUCCUUCCUGCACCGCAACGACCUCGUACACACCAAUGCCCACCUCGGCAACAUCUUCCUGCACUUUCCGGACGAAGACGCCAGACUACCUGAUGUCGUUCUGGGUGGGCUGGGAAGCGUCACGCCCUUGUCUCCUGACAUUUGGAAAGACUCGGAUCGGACCGAGCUCAAGGAUGACUGUGACGAGCAGAGUGUUCGACCCCUGCUCGAAGACCUCGCCUGGAUCCGUUCCGCUAUGGCCGAUUUGUUGUCUCUUUCCGAUCCGACCGUUGCAGCCGAAGACGCGAACGAGGAAGAAGACGAGGAGGAUGCUCUAGACGUCGUGGAGGUCUUGAGAGAGGUGCUCGAGGACACAAUUCAAAAGAACAUUGCUUGGGGGAAGCAUGGACGAGAGAUGUAUCAACUGUGGUGGCGCUUUGACGAGGUGAUUCAGGGAAUGCUCGAGAAGGGAAUGCAUUGGUAUCAAGAGCUACGCAAGAUUCAAAAGGAGGUCACUAGAGUGAGGCUGCGGGAAGACAGGCGGUUGCCAUCUGACAAGGCGCAGGAUAUGCGUCCGCUGAUGAGAACUGUGGACAAGCCCAAUCCUUGUUUCAGCGUGGAUGAUGCUGAACCAUAUCUCUUCUCGUCGAGAACGGAAUUGGAAAGCUACGUCGAAUCCGAGCAGAUACAAGGGCCGUAUCGAAUCGCGAGGAUAGACGCGGGCAAUUCCAAGAGGAUCCUCAAUAUCGACAAGUUCGACCACGGAUAUUUUCAUGCUGGCACGUGGCACAUGGACGUACCGGUCUUUUCUCAACAUCUUCUCCCGAUACUCCAGGAACGGCAAAAGUACGACUGGCGAUCUUGGCCUGAUGUUGUGCGUUUGGCUGAUAAGCUGCUGGAUGGCAUUGUGGUCCCCAAGCAGUCAUUUUGUCCCUUUGGUCGUCGCCUGGAGACACUGCCGGGCCCAGUUGAUGAAGAAACGGUCAACAAAUUCUUCACCCCUGACCCAGAGUGGCAUACUCGACAUACCUACAGCCGAUCUGAGACGUAUGAGAUUCUCUAUUCAUCGACACUGAACUCUUUGGUCGGGAGUUUGUCGAUCCAUGAUGACCAUGAUGAUGAUGAUGAUGAUGAUGAUGAUGAUGAUGAUGAUGAUGAUGGUGACGCCAUGUCAAUCAGCACUGAGAACUCUAGAGUGACUGGAACUGUGGCGGGCAUGAAACGCAAGCGGACAGCGACCGACGAAGGAAACGAGUUGCCAAGUGGAAAGAGACGUGAGAAAUAG
Exophiala spinifera is the source of this 1698-nucleotide messenger RNA. RefSeq lists its product as uncharacterized. Gene Ontology annotation, biological process: protein phosphorylation. Bases 1 to 1698 code for a protein of 565 amino acids. The transcript has a single exon. The record is from RefSeq and is a predicted model, not a curated record. NCBI's taxonomy places the organism in Eukaryota, Fungi, Ascomycota, Eurotiomycetes, Chaetothyriales, Herpotrichiellaceae. Gene Ontology annotation, molecular function: ATP binding; protein kinase activity.